CCUGUGACCCCAUUUUAAAGGAGAGCGAAAAGGAGUGCUAGAAAAAUGAACAGACAGAUGGUAAAGAGAAGCACACAACAUAAAGGCAAAAGCAAAAGAAAGCUGUCAGCCUCUCUUCCCCUGUCCCUUCUUUCUUUUAAAAGCCAUUUCACCCUCGAUACAAAAAUACCCAAAAGACAUAUGCAGUUCAUCAAGCUGGAGGUCUAAUUACAAAAGAAAGAGACAGCUAGGGGACAGAAAAGAAAGAAGAAGAAGAAACGAAGAAAGAAGGAAAAGAAGAAAGGAGUUGCCAUGAAGGGGAGAGAAGCCAAAGCAGCUCCUUCGGCAGAUCUUUUAGUAUGUUUUCCUUCUCGUGCCCAUCUAACCCUAAUGCCCAAGCCACUAUGCAGCCCAGCAAGACAUUCAGAGCCGAACAAGCGCCACCACAGCCACCAUCAUCACCACCACCAUCACGUUAAGAAAGCGAGCACCAGAGGUGGUGGCCAAGCUAGUCCUCUGCUAUGGGCCAAAACAAAGCCAAUGGGCUCGGAGAUCUCCGAACCUACUUCCCCGAAAGUCACCUGUGCCGGGCAGAUCAAGGUCAGGCCCAAGACGAGUUCAUGCAAAAGCUGGCAAUCAGUCAUGGAAGAAAUUGAAAGAAUUCACAACAAUAGAAAACAUAAAAAGCGACCCGGUUGGCUUGAAGCUCUUGGGUUAAAGAAAGAUAUUAUGCAAUUCUUGACGUGUUUACGAAGCAUAAGAUUUGAUUUUCGGUGCUUUGGGAGCUUUCCUGAGUCAGAUAUCACUACCGAGGAUGAAGAUGAUGAAGAAGAGAUUGGAGAAUGCCAAGACAAUCACUUGGGCACUGAGGGAAGUGAUGGCAAUGAGACUUCGAGAACUGCCUUCUCGAAAUGGUUCAUGGUUUUACAGGAAAAUCAAAACAAUAAGUUGUGCAAACAAGUGAAAAGAGAGACAAAGAGGACGUAUGAUGAUGAAUCUAUUGCUGCAUCUGCUGUUCCUCCGCCAAAUGCUCUGAUGCUUAUGCGCUGUAGAUCUGCUCCAGAAAAAGGCUGGUUGGUAGAGAAAGAAAACGAGGAGGAGGAGGAAGAUGAAGAUGAAGAUGAAGAAGGUACUGGAAAAGAAGUAAGAAAAGCAAAGAGUUUAAAGUGUUUAAUGGAGGAAGAGAAGAGAACGAAGAAAGAAAACACGGUUGUGAUGAAAUACGAUACCGAUUUCUACAAAAUUUCGUCCGAUAUAGCAAAGGAGACAUGGGUUGGUGGUGGAAUGAGAGAUCCAUUUUCAAGGAGUCGAAGUUGGAAAAGAUGAUAAUCUUGGUGACUUAAUUAUCUAUUUUAGCUAUAGUUCUUUCCCAAGUUUUAUUCUAUCCUGCUCAAUAUUAAUAUUUGUGUGGGUUGUUUUUACUUCUUUAUUUUUUUCCUGUUCCUAUGAGAUCAUGUGUGGGAACUUGGAAAAUCCAACGACCAGUCCCCAUUUGCAGUAACCUUUGUUAUCUUUAUUCCUGCUGUGAUAUAUGAAACUUGUAUCAGAUUUGUACA
Molecule: messenger RNA, 1535 nt
Organism: Carya illinoinensis
Lineage: Eukaryota; Viridiplantae; Streptophyta; Magnoliopsida; Fagales; Juglandaceae
Exons: 1
Coding region: 292-1305 (337 amino acids)
Source: RefSeq, a predicted model, not a curated record